Molecule: messenger RNA, 4310 nt
Organism: Athalia rosae (coleseed sawfly)
Lineage: Eukaryota; Metazoa; Arthropoda; Insecta; Hymenoptera; Athaliidae
Product: homeobox protein B-H1-like
Exons: 3
Coding region: 1307-2545 (412 amino acids)
Biological process (GO): regulation of transcription by RNA polymerase II
Cellular component (GO): nucleus
Molecular function (GO): RNA polymerase II transcription regulatory region sequence-specific DNA binding; DNA-binding transcription factor activity, RNA polymerase II-specific
Source: RefSeq, a predicted model, not a curated record
CGCCACGGUAUGGCCGACCCAGGACUGUAACCGGUGGCCCUGCUUCAGUUUGGCUCAGGCGAGGGAGCUCAUAGCAUAUACUUUAUAUGUGUUCCCCGGGCACCCGAACCAAGGAACCCGAUUCCCUCCGUCAUCGACGAAACAACCCCGUUACGUUAAACGAGAAAUCGACCACCAGCACCGCUCGAGGAUACCGAACAGUGAAAAUCGUCUGGACAGUAUCGUCGAUCGCCUUAAAUCGCACUUACGAUCGAUUGGGAGGAUCGUUGAAAAACAAAAAAAAAAAAAAAAAAUACACGCGGAGCUGAAUCGCGGAUUUUUUUUGUCGCGGGAGUGACCGGAUGGAUGUGCGACAGAUCGUUGUAUCCGAUAACCAGUGAACUAAUUGAUUGUGCGAUUAUAAAAGUUAUUGUUUGACAGUUGUAAAGUUGUAUACGUGUUGCGUGAAGGGUAACGAAAAAGUGGAUAGAAGGACAUCGUUUCAGCCGGUGUGGGUAAUUGUCGGGGAUGUGUGAUCGAUCGUCGCUCAUCAGCUAACGAUUUUUCGCGGCGAUUAAUUGAAAACGAAAAAAAAGGAGAAAAAAAAAAAGAAAAAGAAACGCGAGGAGACAUUUUCCUCGAGAUACAUCGCCGCAGUACAAUUACGCCGUGGAGUGCAAUUAUAUAGUGAUUACCUUAUACCUUUGACGAUCGUCUAACGUAAACGAGCAAGUGAGGGGCAUGGGUGCGAUCCACACGCAUCAUAACCAUACCGCUUUACGGAUGCAUUUGUCUCGCGAUACGCGAGCCUGAUAUAAAAGUGAAGAAAAUUUAGCAACAGCGGUCGAGUAUACGCGUAUAACACGUACGGAGCAUCGAGAGCAGCGCUUAUAUAAAAAAUUUAAUUAUGAAAAAAUGAAAGCGGAAAUGGUAGUGCGGCGGGCGGUGCGGUACGGUAAUUAUGUUAAGUGGCCAAUUAGCAAUUAGCGGAGGAGCGAAGCGCGGGCAUCUUAAUUGCACUUGAGCCGGAGCUUACCUGCAACGAGGAAGUGCCUUAAGCAAACUUGAGGUAAACCACGCGAGCGUAGGACGCGAUCUUGCGCCGAUUUUGCGAGGGUUCGAAAUCACACACACACAGAGAGAGAGAGAGAGAGAGAGCGAAGUGAACAAUCGGCGCGGGGUGAUCGAUAUCGAUACCGGCGAGCGGACCAAAAUCGGCAAAAUUCUGUCGCCUCUGAGGUACCGGCGAUCCUCGAGUCCUGGGGUGGCGCAGGGAGUCGCACCUUCGGGCGUGCGGAGAGCAGGAAAAGUGGAAUCUGAUACCGUGAUGACGGUCCAUCACCAUCACAAUCACCACGUGCCCACCCUGGGUGGCAUCAGCAUCGGCGGUAGCGCGGGUUUGAAUCUCACCGGGAUAUCGGGACUGGACUCGGCUAGACGGUUGCAGGACAAUUUGCAGCAGGAGAGAAACGGCCUGGUCGAACGUCUCGUGGGCGGCAACGGCGCCGGUCAUCUGGACAGAGGCGGCAGCGUCGACAGGAACGGCGUCGAGAGGAACAAUCACCUGGUGGACAGAUCAAUGGGCGAUGCCUCGACCACCAUGCCGCAGAGGUCAAGGUUCAUGAUCACGGACAUCCUCGCCGGAGCUUCCAGUCCGUCGAGUCCCUCGAGCCUCCUGCAGGGGCAGGGACCACCCGGCAGUCCCCCGUCGACGCCCAGAGACCUCAGCGUCAGGCACCAGUCCAGAUCUUCCCUAAACAACAGCACCCUCGACGAGGACAGCGACGAGAGUCACCACGACGCCGCAUCCGUAUCGUCGAACGGUGGCAAGGAGGACGACCCCAAGGGAUCGUCGUCGAGUUCAUCGAGUUCGGCGCUGAGUAAAAAGCAGAGGAAAGCCCGAACGGCGUUCACGGAUCACCAGCUCCAAACCCUCGAGAAAAGCUUCGAACGUCAGAAAUAUCUGAGCGUACAGGACAGGAUGGAACUCGCUGCCAAGCUGUCGUUGACGGACACGCAAGUCAAAACGUGGUACCAAAACAGAAGAACGAAGUGGAAGCGUCAAACGGCCGUUGGUCUGGAGCUCCUGGCGGAAGCUGGUAAUUACGCGGCGUUUCAGCGACUGUACGCCGGUGGCGUCGGGGUCCCCGGGCACCCGGCGGCGGCGGGACCUUACUGGCCCUAUCCGGGGGGCCCGCCCCCGCCCCCCAGUGACAUCUACUACCGGCAGGCCGCGGCGGCCGUCACCCUGCAGAAGCCUCUGCCCUACCGACUCUACCCCCCCGCGGCGGCGAUGAUGCUCGCCGGACCCAGCGCGCCCCUGGGUACCCUCGCCGCGAGUUCCAGCCUCUCCAGUCUAAGCAGCUACUACAGAGCGAGUCCCGAGACGGUCGAGGCGAGGGAGAGGGAGAGGGAGAGGGAAAGGGAGAGGGAGAGGGAAAAUCACGACAGGGCGAGUCUGGGGAGGGCGUCGCGCAGUCCCGAGAGGAGCACGCCACCCCCAAGAGAGGACACGCCGCAGAGCGUGAGGGCGGACAGCGACGACGAGAGCAUACACGACGUCUAGGAGCGGGAGGGAGAGAGGCUCGCAUUUUUCCCGACCGGAUAUCGGGGGGAUAUUCUGAUACGGAUACGUCCGUACGAGGUUUUGCAGGAGAGUCAUUUCUCUGCGGCGGGGGAACAGCAUCCGAAGCGUUGAAUCGUGCGCGAACGAAUUUCGGUCGGGAAAAACCGCGCGAAUUUCGCUUCUUCUGGGCUAUGUUAUCGAUCGCUGAGCGCGUCGGUUUCGGCAAAAACAGAGCGGCCGUAAGAACGCUAACGUACAAUUAAUAUGACAUUAACCCUCGCGGAUGUACGCGCUGUACACGUGUACACGUGGCGAAAAAAUAUAGAAAAUCGCGUCUCGAACGGGCAAGUGUGUGCGGAAUAUCUAACGAGGUGUUGCACAGAGAACGGAGGAGUCGGAGGUGGAGAAACGGGAUAAAAAAAUUUCUAAAAUUCUCCGCCAAAUCCGACGGAUCGAAGGAAGCAACGAUGAGGAAUAAUCGCAGCGGGCAGCGACAGUGAUAACGAUAUUAUGAAGACGAACUGCAAUAUAAAUAAAUAAACGAAUCGACGAUACAAAGUACAUAUAAACACGAAUAAAUGAUCGCGAUUGAUUCGAGUCCGAAUUACACGGGAUUCAAGGAUGCACGCGAUAUCCGAGCCGUGCGCCCAGGGCUCCGCGGUAGAGUUUCCUUUAUUUAUUAUUUAAUACGUGUAUAAAGAAUGCGAUCAAUAGCUUAAUACUAUCUACGAUAUUACGUAUUAUUUAAUUAAAUAUAACUGAAUAAAUGAGUAAAAUAUUUCACCUAUAUAGCAACGAUGUGCGACGCGUACACGUACGCAAUUACGUACGAUGCGUACGUAUGUAUGCGUUACUCUCGCGCUCAACAAGGUUCGACGAAAUUAUGAUAUCUCAGAAUAAUUGUGCGGUAUGAUGAAAUUAAAUCUGAACGUAACGUUGGUAACUGUUGUAAAUAUAUUACAUAAUAUGCAAACGAUAUAUAUAUAUAUAUAUGAACGAUAGUUAAAAUUAUAUAGAAUUAAUUAACGAUAACGGCUAUACAGUAAUUUUAAACGAUUUAAUAGAACAUUACAAAUAUAUAGUUACGACUUAAGACCAGCCAACGAAAAAUAAUUCAAAAUAUUUUUCAAAUCCCAUAAAUACAUACAUAUAUAUACAUAUAACGAAUAUAUAUGUACAUAUAUUCAACGCAAAUUCUUUCACGUUUUCAAAAUCACCGAGAAAAAGACGAAAAAAAAAAAAAAUAGAAAAUAUAAAACGUACAAAAUUAACUCGGAAAACGGAGGCUAUAAUUGUACUCGAAUAUAUGAUUAUUCGAACGGAUGCGAGGCGUGAGAGGAUUUGAGUAGACCGAAAAAGCAGAAUAAAAAAAAAAAAAAAAAAUGAAAAAAAAAAAUAGAUAAACGAAUAAGAAUAAAAAAUACCAGUAUUAUGAAUGUACGAAAAAGAGAUGAAAAAAAAAUAAUAAUAAUUUAGAAAAGGAUGAAAAAUAAUGAAAAAAAAAAAGAAAUAAAUAAAUAAAUAAAAAUAGGAUACGUGAAAAUGGCAUCGGUUAAGCGAGUGGAGCGGUUAUUAAUAUUCUUCAAGAAAUAUAUAUACCUAUGUACCUAUAAUAAUAUGUAUAUGUAUUAUAUCGAGGAUAUGAAAGUGGAUACGCCAUGCAGUGAAUAUCGUACUUUCAGCCAGAAUAAUAAACUAUGCUUUGUAUCAUACUGUCUGUAUAGCAAAAAUGAUGAUUAUAUGGAAAUAUAUUAUAUUAAAUUUA